This is a messenger RNA of Pararge aegeria (speckled wood butterfly), 3092 nucleotides long. RefSeq names its product DNA polymerase nu-like. Gene Ontology annotation, molecular function: DNA binding; DNA-directed DNA polymerase activity. The record is from RefSeq and is a predicted model, not a curated record. Lineage: Eukaryota; Metazoa; Arthropoda; Insecta; Lepidoptera; Nymphalidae. The transcript has 13 exons. Gene Ontology annotation, biological process: double-strand break repair; DNA-templated DNA replication.
AUGGGGUGCAGUCGCCUAAGGCUGCUCGUCGUAACAACUGAAAAUGUUUGCAAUGGAAAUGUUCCCAACUAUGAUAAUUCACAGUUAAUGCAACAAUAUUCAAAUGAUAAAGAAAAUAUACCUCCUACUGUAAUAAAUGAACCAUCUGAAAAUAUAUCCUGGAAUAAUAUGUUCGACCCCGAUACAAUACAAUAUUGUGCUAAAAAUAAUACCCAAAAAGACAUUUCACCUUAUAAGGAAUCUCGCAUAGAAAUAUUCAAUAGCAAUGAAAACCUCAAAAAAAACCUUGCUAAGCCACAAAUAAAAAAAACAAUCUUACCUAAUAAAAACAACGAGAAACUAAACUUUCGUAAAGCAAAAUACACAACAACUGUUAACAACUGGUUAAAUGAUAUAAAUACUAUUACUAGUGUGGACAAAGAAUCCAUUGAUAGUCACCAAAACCAAGAAAAUGGUUGUAAAUCUCAAAGUAGAAUUAUGUUUAAUAAAGAAAGGAAGAAAAAAAGGUGUAUACAAGCACAACUUGCUAAUAAAGAUGGAGUUAUGAAAUAUAAGAAACCUAAGUUUAACGACUUGGUAGUAAAUAACGAAAAUGAUCAUAAAAUUUCUCCGGAUAGAAACAAUAAUAGAUCCGAACCUAUAAAUGACAAUACAGUCAACAAGUGUAAGCUAGAACUUAAAAGUGGAGUUUUUAAUGAGAAAAAAGCAAACCCUAAGAAAUUAUUUGGUUCACUAAAAGAACCUAAUAUUCCUUCUGAAACAAUAAACGAAUCAGAUGUUAAGUUAGUAAAAGAGAAAAAACCUAAAGCUAAAAAAUUCGUGGCCCCGGUAAAAUCAAACAUACCCGUGAAAGAUAUAAAUUACAACGUAGUCAUUAUAAAUAGUCUGAUUGAUAUUAGCGCAAUUCAAAGUGAAUUAGAGAAGAUUGAUGCAGAUGAAGGUGCAAUGAUUUUGGUUUAUAGCAAUGGUUUUUGCCAGCUCAACAGACAACAAACUGACGAAACUUGUCCACCAGAAGGUAUCAUGUUUGGUUUUCAAGAUACAUACUAUUAUAUAGAAGGUCAUGUAGAUGGAAUCAUGGAUGCUUUGGGUCGAAUUUUAUCAGCCAAUACUUUAAUUAGUUUUGAUGCUAAGAGUGUUUUGGUGCACUUCAUGAGUCAAUAUGGCUUGUUUCCAGAAAGUCUUAAUAUUAUCGAUACGAAGAUCGGCUCCAGCCUUAUACGACCUGAUGAGCCACCAGAGAAUUUUUCUCAAAUGCAAGAGUUACUGGGCUUCAGUGCCCAAUUUACCAUCGCCACUGAUUGCGCUCUUCAGAAGGUAGCCUGGUACAUGACGCUUCUGAAGGAAUGCUCAAGCAAGCUGAAAUGUUUACUCCUAGAACAAGGGCUUUGGAAGGUUUUUGCUGACAUUGAGAUGAGGAUUGUACCUGUAAUCGCAGGUAUGGAAUAUCGAGGUAUAUCCGUGGACAUGACCAAAUUAAAGUCAAUGGAAGAUCUUUUACUGGCCCGUAUGAAAGAAAUUGAGGGCCAGUGUCACAAAGCAGCCGGAAGGGUAUUCCAAAUCAACUCAGCGGUCCAGGUGCGAGCCUUGAUCUACGACGAGUUGAAGCUCGACACCACCUCGAAUAUUAAGAUACGAGAGACCAUUUGUAAAGGAGCUAAAUCAACUUCAGAGGCAAUGCUGCGCUCGCUGGGCGCGGCGCACGCGCUGCCGCGGCUGGUUGUGGAAUACCGACACCUGCACAAGGCGCACGCCACCUUCCUGGCGGGGAUUGCCCAGCACGUGCGAGACGGGGUCGUUAGACCUACUUGGGACCAGACGGCGGCGGCCACGGGUCGCAUCGCCUCCAACAACCCGAACCUGCAAGCUAUUCCCAAAAUGCCCUUCAAUCUGAUCUUAUUCCCCAACGAUGACAAUAAAGGUAAGCAAUAAUGUUUAAACUUUCGCAGCGUGUACGUGGCGCGCGCCGGCCACUCGCUGCUGGCCGCCGACUUCAAGCACGUGGAGUGCCGCGUGUGGGCGCACCUGGCGGACGACCGGCGCCUGCUGGCCGCGCUGGCCAGCCCCGACCUGUUCCGCGAGCUGGCGGCCGACUGGCUGCGCCGGCCGGCGGGCGCGGUGUCGGCGGCGCAGCGCGAGCGCACCAAGCGCCUCGUGUACGGCGGGCUGUACGGCGCGGGCGCGCGCUCGCUCGCACUGCAGCUCGGCCUCGGCUACGACGAGGUGCUCGCCGCGCUGGCCAGCUUCAACAGCGCGUUCCCGGCGCUGCGGCGCUUCGGGCGGGCGGUGGCGGCGCGGGGCGCGCGGGGGGGCGGGCGCCUGGCCUGCGCCAGCGGCCGCGCCAGGGACUUCCCCCAGAUCCGCAGCGGGGACUUCCGCGCCAGGGCCCGCGCCGAGCGCCAGGCGGUGAACUUCAUUAUACAAGGCACGGCGGCGGACCUGUGCAAGCUGGCCAUGGCGCGCGCGGCCGAGCGCCUGCGGGCACCGCUGCUGCUGCAGAUACACGACGAGCUGCUGUGGGAGCUGCCGCGCCAGCAACUCCACGCCGCCGCGGUUAUCAUCAAAGAAGCCAUGGAAAACUGCGGGAAAUUACUCGGCAUGUCUCAAGCUUUCCCUGUGGAGAUGUACAGUGGCCCUAACUGGGGAGAAAUGGAGCCAUUUCUGCCCACCCUCCCACAAUAAUAUAGUCACAUCUAUAUACUAAGUAUUACUGCACUAUUUUAUUAAAUUGUAACAUUUACCAUUCAUUUGUACAAAAAAUAAAUAAUACAAAUAUAAAAAUACACUCUUAUUGUACACUACACUACCACUAGUAGUUUCAUUUCAUUUUUAGUGGGUGGUAAGAUAAAACUAUUUUUAGAGCUGUCAAUUUAGUUUUAGAGACACUGUCCUCUAUUAGUAUAAUAGAAGUCAGUGUCGUGUUGUGUUCGUUAGAACUUACUUUAUCCUAACCUGAGCGUUUCUCCAUGGCACUGACAUCUUAGACACGUAAACUUUGACAUCUCUCCUACAGAGAUUGUAAAUUUUCUCUAAAAAUAGAGAUUACUCAUUAAUAUGUUUUUAGUAACUGAAAGGUCGUUAUGUAUCGCAUG